Aspergillus caelatus is the source of this 1725-nucleotide messenger RNA. Its product is annotated as phosphopantothenate--cysteine ligase CAB2. Gene Ontology annotation, cellular component: cytoplasm; nucleus. Lineage: Eukaryota; Fungi; Ascomycota; Eurotiomycetes; Eurotiales; Aspergillaceae. Gene Ontology annotation, biological process: coenzyme A biosynthetic process. Gene Ontology annotation, molecular function: phosphopantothenate--cysteine ligase activity. Bases 495 to 1715 code for a protein of 406 amino acids. The transcript is spliced from 3 exons. The record is from RefSeq and is a predicted model, not a curated record.
CCUCAACAGUUUUUUUGUUUAGGGCGCAAACGUUGUUGAUGUUCAGCCACUCCCUGCAACCUGAGGCAUUCUAAGAUCAGAUAAGGUUAAAUCCCGCCCACGUGAUCACCCGUUGGACCGGAGCGACAUGAUUGGAGGAUCAGCUGUCAUCUGCGUCAUUUGUUGCGGGCGGUGAGCGAAAGUUCCCCUCUCAAUUGCCCCUCGGCAUCUUUUUUGGGGGGCGUGAUGGAGACAACGUUGUAGAAAUCAGUAUCACAUCAAACCACUUUCUCGAUCUAUUCCCCUGGUGCAAACCCCGCGGCCUUUGGUACGAUCCGAAAGAACAUUGCUGUAGUGGUGCAAUUGAGACCUCUUCGGUAUCACGUCAGACCGAGGCACUUACAGUUUACGGAGGACUAAUUCCGGCGUACAACAUACCACAUAGCAUCGUCAUACUCAAAAAAAAAAAAAAAAAAAAUUAAGGCCCGGUCACCCCGUCUUGAUUACCUUGGAACAUGGCCUCUGCUCCCACACAUGAAAUGACCCCUGCUGAAGCAGAGUCAGUCUACUUCAACAAUUAUCCUCCGCCAAAGGCUCUUCCAAAACACGAGGCCCUCGCUCGAGCUUUCAUCAACUAUCAUGUCGAGGACAACAGACGUCUCGUUCUCGUCACGUCGGGAGGUACAACGGUUCCUCUGGAGAACCAGACCGUUCGCUUCAUCGACAACUUCUCCGCCGGAACAAGAGGUGCCACGAGUGCUGAGUACUUCCUCGAAGCAGGAUACGCCGUGAUUUUCCUGCAUCGUCAAUUUAGUUUACUGCCAUAUUCUCGCCAUUAUAGCCACUCGACCAAUUGCUUCUUAGACUUCAUGGACGAAGCGCCCCCAGCCAAUAAUGCCGAAUCUGAUCACGGGCGUAUCGUCGUCCACAGUGAAUACCAGGACCAGAUGCGAGAUGUGUUGAGGAAAUAUCGCUAUGCGAAGAAACAUAACCGCUUGCUCCUGCUCCCGUUCACCACCGUAUCUGAAUAUCUGUUUGAACUGCGAUCGCUGGCCACGUUGAUGAAACCCCUGGGCCCUAAUGCCCUCUUCUACCUCGCCGCGGCGGUUAGCGACUUCUUUAUCCCGAGCGAUCGGAUGUCAGAGCAUAAGAUCCAGUCCUCUGAGUUGCCUAAAAACCUGAACAACGAAGAAGCCAUUGACCCCUCGGACAUUUACACGGGCGGAAUCCCCCAGGAGACCAAGCCGCCCACCCACAGCAAGAAGCUGAUUAUCGACCUGGACCCUGUGCCGAAAUUUUUGCAUCAGCUUGUGGACGGAUGGGCACCCGACGGAAGUAUGGUAGUCUCCUUUAAGCUCGAGACCGACCCCAAUUUGCUUGUGUACAAAGCACGCACGGCACUCCAACGGUACGCGCAUCAUCUGGUGAUUGGCAACCUGCUGUCAACGCGGAAGUGGGAAGUGGUGUUUGUCACCCCUGAAGCCCCUUAUGAGCGCUGGAUCCGGGUCCCCAAGUCUAAGCGCAGUAAGAGUAUUUCUGGAGCAGAAGAGCAGGUGGGACUGGCCGAGGCAAAGACAGCGGGGGGCUCAGCGGUCCCGAAGAAUGGGGAAACCAGUGGGGACUAUGAACAGGGGCAAGACAAUAGCCACGAGGGUAUGGAGAUUGAGGCGUUGAUCAUCCCUGAGUUGGUCAAGCUGCACUCGAAUAUGAUUGCGAAGCAUGGUACCCAGGCUUAGUUGGUAUAUC